AUGCUGCACAAGUACCGUGCCCUGGGCCAGAGUUGUGGGAACCUGACAAGCCCUUCAAUCGCUCAUCUGUAUCUCGCCAGUGUCGCCCGGGAUGUGGAGGCCAUGACCACGGCGCUGAUGCCACAUACGAAAGGGGUGGUGGAAGCGAACAUGCCGCAGGUCCAAUGCCUGGGGUGGCCAUUUCCCGUGCAGAACCCCGAACAUAAUGCCCAGAUCAACAACACGACGCCGAUCCUCCUGGUUAACGCGCAGUAUGACCCGUUGACCUGGCUAGCCUGGGCCGUGGGAUUGCAGGACCAGAUCCGGAAGAGUGUGCUUCUCACCCGCGCGGGCGAUGGUCAUACGUUCUAUCUCCUUCGCGGGGAGACGUCUCGCGCCAUCGAUGCGUAUCUGGUCAAUUUGACUCUUCCCAUACCUAAUACCGUGCUUCCCAGCUGA
This is a messenger RNA of Aspergillus ibericus CBS 121593, 438 nucleotides long. RefSeq names its product alpha/beta hydrolase. The record is from RefSeq and is a predicted model, not a curated record. The transcript has 2 exons. NCBI's taxonomy places the organism in Eukaryota, Fungi, Ascomycota, Eurotiomycetes, Eurotiales, Aspergillaceae. Bases 1 to 438 code for a protein of 145 amino acids.